Fonsecaea erecta is the source of this 741-nucleotide messenger RNA. RefSeq lists its product as hypothetical. The record is from RefSeq and is a predicted model, not a curated record. Lineage: Eukaryota; Fungi; Ascomycota; Eurotiomycetes; Chaetothyriales; Herpotrichiellaceae. The transcript has a single exon. The coding region runs from base 1 to 741 and encodes 246 amino acids.
AUGAGAACCGUACGGCUUGGAGUCAUCGUGCCUUCGUCGAAUACCGCGCUAGAGCCGCUGACAAAUGCCAUCGUCUCGUCCAUCCACUCCGAAGGCCUGGCGAUCUCGGUGCACUAUUCUCGAUUUCGCGUCACCACGAUCGACAUCUCGCCCAAUGCAAACGCCCAGUUCGUUCUGGAACCAAUACUGGCCGCGGCGAGGCUGCUGGCGGAUGCCAAAGUCGAUGUGAUUGGCUGGGGCGGCACGUCAGCGGGGUGGCUGGGCUUUGAACAUGAUGAGAGGCUCUGUGCGGCUAUUGAGGCCGAGACGGGCAUCAAGGCGACCACGUCAGUCCAGUCACUCAACGCACUCAUGCGCAGCCUGGGUGUGACCUCGAUAGGGCUGGUGACGCCGUACGUCAAAGGCAUGAACGAUGUGAUCCGCUCCAACUACGCCGCCAUCGGGGUAGACAUCAGCGCGAACUGGGAGCGCCAUCUGGGCUUCACAGACAACACUGAGAUUGCGCAAGUCAACGAGACUACUCUGGACGAAAUGGUGAUGGAUGUGGCAGCCAAUGGCGCGCUGGUACUGACGACCUUCUGCACCAAUCUCUUCGCCGCACAGCGCGUCGAGCACUGGGAGAAGUGGCUGCGGGUGACGGUGCUGGAUUCGGUCAGUACGACGGUGUGGGGGAUGCUGAAGGCGGCGGGAGUAGACACGCGUCUGGUGAAGGGAUGGGGGUUUAUGUUCGAGGUGGAUUGA